Molecule: messenger RNA, 927 nt
Organism: Zygotorulaspora mrakii
Lineage: Eukaryota; Fungi; Ascomycota; Saccharomycetes; Saccharomycetales; Saccharomycetaceae
Gene: ERG25
Product: methylsterol monooxygenase
Exons: 1
Coding region: 1-927 (308 amino acids)
Biological process (GO): ergosterol biosynthetic process
Molecular function (GO): C-4 methylsterol oxidase activity; iron ion binding
Source: RefSeq, a predicted model, not a curated record
AUGUCUGCAGUUUUCGCUAAUCAGACGCUUGUUGAAUUGAUUCGUGACAAAAGUUACUCAGAGACAUUGAAGAAUGUUUACACCUUUCAACCUCAAUUGAGCUUCUUCGAGAAGUACUGGUCUGCAUGGUACACCUAUAUGAACAAUGAUGUGUUGGCUACUGGUCUAAUGUUUUUCCUACUGCAUGAGUUCAUGUAUUUCUUUAGAUCGCUGCCAUGGUUCAUCAUUGACCAGAUGCCAUAUUUCAGAAAAUGGAAGCUGCAACCAACCAAGAUUCCAAGCGUCAAGGAACAAUGGCACUGUUUCAAGUCCGUUAUCCUUUCACACUUCCUGGUCGAGGCCAUUCCAAUUUGGACUUUUCACCCAAUGUGUGUAAAAUUGGGUAUCUCGGUUGAAGUGCCAUUCCCAUCGAUCAAGAGAAUGGCUUUAGAAAUUGGGCUUUUCUUUAUCCUAGAAGACAUGUGGCAUUACUGGGCACACAGGCUAUUCCAUUACGGUAUCUUUUACAAAUACAUUCACAAGCAACAUCACAGAUAUGCAGCACCAUUUGGUUUAUCAGCAGAAUAUGCUCAUCCAGCAGAAACGAUGUCGUUGGGUUUUGGUACAGUCGGUAUGCCAAUUCUUUACGUGAUGUACACCGGCAAGUUGCAUUUAUUCACUCUCUGUGUCUGGAUCACAUGCAGAUUAUUCCAGGCUGUUGACUCUCAUUCCGGUUAUGAUUUCCCAUGGUCCCUAAAUAAGUUUCUGCCAUUCUGGGCCGGUGCUGAGCAUCAUGAUUUGCAUCACCAUUAUUUCAUCGGUAACUACGCAUCAUCAUUCAGAUGGUGGGAUUUCUGUUUAGACACAGAGGCAGGUCCAGAAGCUAAGGCAGCAAGGGAAGAAAGAAUGAAGAUUAAAGCUGAAAGCAAUGCCAAGAAAUCCAAUUGA